GAUAUUAUUUCUGUACGACAAAGAGAUACGAUAAAUCGGGAGAGAGAGAAACAUGAAUAGUGUGUGAGCCGAGAUAUAUGUCACAUAGUAGGCCUAAUGGACUUAUUUGUAUAAAACACGAAAUUUAACCCCAAAUAUAAUAACGUUAGGAUCAAUCACUGAACACUUCAACGGAAUUAAACUCUGGGAGAACAUGGAGAAGAAACGGUGGGAUUGCUCGGCUCUCCCCAAGGGCUGGCAAAUUGAAGAAGUGACCAGAAAGUCGGGUUUGUCUGCGGGGAAAAGCGAUGUCUAUUAUUAUAGUCCAACCGGGAAGAAGUUUCGGAGCAAGCCUCAGCUGGCUCGUUACCUUGGCAACCAGAUGGACCUCAGCUCCUUCGACUUCCGCACGGGGAAGAUGCUCAUGAGUAAACUGAACAAGAACAGGCAGAGGCUGCGCUAUGACAACAACAAUCAGACCAAGGGCAAGCCAGACCUGAACACCUCACUUCCCGUCAGACAGACUGCUUCCAUCUUUAAGCAGCCUGUCACCAAGGUUACCAACCACCCCAGCAACAAAGUCAAGACCGAUCCACAGAAAGCCGUGGACCAGCCAAAACAGCUUUUCUGGGAGAAGAAGCUUGGUGGUCUCAAUGCAUUUGACAUCGCAGAGGAGCUAGUGAAGACAAUGGACCUGCCUAAAGGUCUGCAAGGAGUUGGACCUGGAUGUACAGACAAGACUCUACUGUCAGCGAUAGCCAGCGCCCUGCACACUAGUGCAGCCCCCAUCACAGGUCAGCUGUCUGCAGCCGUGGAAAAGAACCCAGGGGUGUGGCUCAACACGACCCAGCCCCUCUGCAAGGCUUUCAUAGUCACCGACGAGGACAUCAGGAAGCAGGAAGAGCUGGUGUACAGUGUGAGGAAGAAGCUGGAGGAGGCUCUAAUGGCGGACAUGUUGGCUCAUGUGCAGGAAGCAGCCAGCGAGGGUGACUCACUCAAUGAAGGCAAUGAUGACAUGGAGACUGUAUAGCAGAGGGAGAUGGGGAGUUAUAUAGUAGUCUGGAUGGGUUUUUCAACUCCUUGUCAAAUGACAAUGAAACCAGGAACCCUGUACCAAUCCAACCAAAAGAACUGCCCACUUUCUGCCCAUCCCCUUCCACGUGCUACCCCUCUGAAGCUUUGCCUACCUACUGUCCACCUCGCCCACUGUUUAGCCUCUUCUGGCUCCAGCCCUAUGAAAGUACUUGGACUCAGGAAUUCUGAAUCAAAUGGAUUAGUAGCUAAAUUACCUUUUUUUUUUUUAAGAUAGCAUCAAAUACAAUGUUGGCAGGGCAGAGUGAAAGAGAUCGGUCUCGUACAGUAUGAUGAAUUCAGUGUUCAAUGAUGUAGUCUUUUUUUUUUGUAAGACAUUUGAUGUAUUUGCUGAAUGUGAGUUAUAUAUUGUGACGAUCAUGUCAUUGUUAACCCACCCCAAAACAUGUUUUAAAUUCAUUGGGAUAUUUAGAAUUAGAAGUGAAUUCUGUUUUUUCCGUGGGUUUUUCUUUCUGGGUUUCUAAUGCACUCCAUAGGGAUAGAUGGACCAUAUUUUAAAGGUACUUUGGCUUAUUUUAUAGGGCUAUGUGAGAGAGGCUUUGGUGAGAGGGAACAAGAUACUUGCCUAAAUGAUGAUAAUGCGGCAGGUAGCCUAGGGGUUAAGGGCGUUGGGCCAGUAACCGAAAGGUCACUGGUUCAAAUCCGUGAGUCAAUGAAAAAUCUUUCCAUGUGCCCUUGAGCAAGGCACUUAACCCUAGUUGCUCUGGAUAAGAGUGUCAGCUAAAUGACUAACAUGUCAAUUAUGCACUCUAAAUUCUAACGCUUGUGUUAGUCACAGGAGAGAGUCUUAGUGAAAAAUCAUUGGAUCAUGUUCUCAAGAAAAUAUCCUUAUUGUUGUAAGUAAGUCCAUAUAAACCCCUUACCCAGUACUUAUGAGUCAGGCCAUACUGUACUUAGUUAUAAUGGGUACAACGGUUAUGAGUCAGGCCAUACUGUACUUAGUUAUAAUGGGUACAACAGUUAUGAGUCAGGCCAUACUGUACUUAGUUAUAAUGGGUACAACAAUUAUGAGUCAGGCCAUACUGUACUUAGUUAUAAUGGGUACAACGGUUAUGAGUCAGGCCAUACUGUACUUAGUUAUAAUGGGUACAACAGUUAUGUAGAAGUCACAUGGACCCUCUGCUACAUGUUGUAGAUUUUAUUACUUUUUAAAACUCCCUGUAUAGGACUCACUGAAGUUGUUGGUUUAACGUUGGUGUUUCUAGCCAAUGCACAUUUUUCCCAUGGCCAUGACUUCAGUCAACAUAUUUUUAAAAUGUUUCCAAUAAUGUGUCAAUGCCACCACAACACAUGCUGCCUCCCUGUCAUCUUGUUCACUGGGUGCCAGACAGUAAGCUUGUUCACUGGGUGCCAGACAGUAAGCUUGUUGACUGGGUGCCAGACAGUAAGCUUGUUCACUGGGUGCCAGACAGUAAGCUUGUUCACUGGGUGCCAGACAGUAAGCUUGUUCACUGGGUGCCAGACAGUAAGCUUGUUCACUGGGUGCCAGACAGUAAGCUUGUCCACUGGGUGCCAGACAGUAAGCUUGUCCACUGGGUGCCAGACAGUAAGCUUGUUCACUGGGUGCCAGACAGUAAGCUUGUUCACUGGGUGCCAGACAGUAAGCUUGUCCACUGGGUGCCAGACAGUAAGCUAAUCAUAUUUUGUUUGAAUAAAGGUGAAGAUUCUCAGUGUUGAGAAAAUGAAUUGCGCUUUGAACAUUUACCUACAUUUCUCAAAGUUUGAUGUAUGUAUGAAAUGUCAAGCUCAAUGAGAUCCCUAUCCCACAUCAGCAGGCUGACUGCUGAACUGAAUUGGAUUGUGUUACUGAAUAAAAUGGAUCUGUAUUUCAACAGUA
This is a messenger RNA of Salvelinus namaycush (lake trout), 2908 nucleotides long. Its product is annotated as methyl-CpG-binding domain protein 3-like. Lineage: Eukaryota; Metazoa; Chordata; Actinopteri; Salmoniformes; Salmonidae. Gene Ontology annotation, molecular function: DNA binding. The coding region runs from base 194 to 1009 and encodes 271 amino acids. The record is from RefSeq and is a predicted model, not a curated record. The transcript has 7 exons.